AUGACAAUGACCAAACCAGUGGAGAAUGAGUCAAGCUAUACUACACCUAGGAAAAGUAAGAAAGAUGUGAGGUUUUCUAAUCACUUUGAGGUUUUACCCUCUCCAGUCAAUUCAAAUCCAGCGAAAGGGACUAUGGAGGGAGAUAAUCUAGUUAGAGGAAAGCGGUUCAUGCUUGCAGAGGACGAGAUCAUCAAAGCUGCUGUUAACGACUAUAUACUGAGCCACGACUUAGGUGACGAAGGCCUGGACAUGGUCCUCAACUGUAGAAAGCACCCCGAGGUGAGGGGCUGUUGGAAAGAGAUCGGGUCUUCCAUACCACACAGACCCACCUUUUCCGUCUACAGGCACAAGCUCGGCAAGUGCGAUAUCCAUGUGAGUAACGCCUGGCGGAGGAUAAAAUUGGUCAACCGCAAGAAAGGGCACUGGUCUCAGGACGAGUACCAGAAACUGUUUGACCUCGUGAACAUUGACCUGCAGGUGAAGCUUGGGGAAGAGAAGAAGUCCCAGUACGGGAUGCUGCGUGGCAAUAUCUUCUGGACAUCAAUUAGUGAUAAGCUGUCAACCCGUACUUGGGAAUUUUGCUGUAAGAAGUGGUACAAGCAGCUGACCUCGUCCAUGGUGGCCCAGGGCGUGUGGGCCAACUCAGACGACUACCGCCUAAUUGGCGGGCUUUAUAGCCUGGACGCGACCUGCGUGGAGGAUGUGGACUGGGAUGGUGUUGUUGAGGGCAGGGAUGAGAAAGUGUUCUGA
Striga hermonthica is the source of this 750-nucleotide messenger RNA. The record is from the annotation of a GenBank genome assembly. Lineage: Eukaryota; Viridiplantae; Streptophyta; Magnoliopsida; Lamiales; Orobanchaceae.